CUUAAAUUAGCCAAUUCCUAUUCCAACUUCAUAGCUGGUGAUUGGUCCUUUGAAGUUACAUAGUCAUCUUUCCCUUUAACAGGCCCUCAUCCUGUUUAUUACCAGCUGCAGUGCAUCACUUUGAUUGCAGCUCUAGCGAGCUAUAGCUUGCAUGCAUGGCGCAGCUACCUCCCAGAGCGCCUCAUCCCAUGCCCAAUUGGCCGUCUUUCCCUCUCCCCUCCGCAGCCGCCCAGCAGCCGUCGUGGGUGGAUGAAUUCCUCGACUUCUCGACGGCGCGGCGGAACUCGCACCGGCGAUCGGUUAGCGAAUCGAUUGCCUUCCUCCCCUUGCUCGAGGACUGCCCGGCUUCUUCACCGCCGACGACAGCCACGCCUGCGACCAACGCCGGUUUUGAGGAGCAGUUCAUGUCCAUGUUUGACGACGAAAUAGAAAUGAAGGCGGCGCCGGCAUCGUCCGAAGCUUCAACGCCGUCCGAUCAGAACAGCAUUGACGACGAGAAGCCAACGCUGCGGCAGCCACAAGGCCAUCAGCCGCCGGCAAAGGGAGAGACUAGAGAGGUGGAGAGCUCAUGCAACCCGGAACCACAACCCGACACCAGGGCCUCCCCCUCCGCAGCCGCCGGCGACACAAUCGUUGACCCCAAGAGGAUUAAGAGAAUCUUGGCCAAUCGGCAAUCAGCUCAGAGAUCAAGAGUGAGGAAGCUGCAAUACAUCUCAGAGCUUGAACGCAGUGUAACAACGUUGCAGACUGAAGUAUCGGCAUUGUCGCCGAGAGUUGCGUUCUUGGAUCAUCAAAGGCUGGUUCUUAACGUCGACAACAGCGCGCUCAAGCAACGGAUUGCAGCUCUUGUUCAGGAUAAAAUCUUCAAAGAUGCUCACCAAGUAGCACUAAAGAAAGAGAUAGAGAGGCUCCGACAAGUAUACCGUGAGCAGAACCUCAAGAAGAUGACGACCGCCCCCGCGCCACCGCCACCGCCACCGCCACCGGCCUCUGACAACCUCGGUUGUACGGAAAAGGAUCGGCCCCUCAAUCGUGAUGGGUAGAGCCUAUAUGUAUAUAUAUCUAGAGAGAGAGAGACAGAGAGAGAAUGAAUGAAUGGCUGUGGUGGAUUCUGCAAAAACAUUGGGGGGUUCACGUGAUGUGUCUCCCCAGUCCGAAAGUUGGGGUGGGGACCCAAACCCAAUUGAGCGUUUGACAAGGAGCUUGAAAGAUUGGAUUUUGCCUGGGCACCCAUUAACGUGGCCUUUCCAGUUUUAUAACUAAUUCCCAAGACACAGUUGUAAAAGAGAUGGGUCAAUGCUUGGGUCCGACCCGUUUUAAGUGUUCCUAUUAAUUAAUGUAAUUGACUAAUUGUGAAUUUAUUUAUUUUUUGGGUUCUUUGAAUUUCAAUUUAAUCUGUAGUUUGGGAAGUGUUUUAG
Diospyros lotus (date-plum) is the source of this 1418-nucleotide messenger RNA. Its product is annotated as basic leucine zipper 61-like. The coding region runs from base 156 to 1043 and encodes 295 amino acids. Gene Ontology annotation, biological process: positive regulation of DNA-templated transcription. NCBI's taxonomy places the organism in Eukaryota, Viridiplantae, Streptophyta, Magnoliopsida, Ericales, Ebenaceae. The transcript has 4 exons. The record is from RefSeq and is a predicted model, not a curated record. Gene Ontology annotation, cellular component: nucleus. Gene Ontology annotation, molecular function: DNA-binding transcription factor activity; DNA binding.